AUGAGAAUACAAGAUAAAGAAACAUACAAAAGUAAAAGAGGUGAUGGAAAACAAAGUACAGAUGGUGGCAACCAAAAAGUCACUGCAGAUCAAGACAAACCACAAGGUGAUGCGAAGCAAAGUGCAGAUGUUGGCAACCAAAAAGUUACUGCAGAUCAACACCAGCUACAAGGGUGUGAUGAAGAAGAGGAAAAUGAAGGGGGGAGAAAUGAGUCAGUAUUGUUUAUUACAGCGAAAAAUGGGGUGUUGGAAAUAUUGAAGAAAAUUCUGAAAGAUAAACCAGGGGCCAUCCACGAAACGAACACGCUAGACCAAAAUUUAUUGCAUGUGGCCGUGAAGAAUAGGCAACCACGUGUAUUCGAGCAUCUGGAGAAGUACCUGAAGAAGGAGGAGUUGUGGGAAAGCCACGUGGGACGUGCAGACAAAGACGGCAACACGAUCCUCCACUUGACCGCCAACCUCUCACAAUACAAGCCGUGGCAUAUUGCUGGUUCUUCCUUGCAAAUGCAGUGGGAAGUUAAAUGGUUUCUGUUUAUGGAGACGAAAAUGCCGCAGCAUAUGCAAUUCCUCCCAAACAAAAGCAACAACGCACCGGAGGACAUUUUCGUAAGUGACCACGAGAAGCUACUCAACCAAGACAACGAGUGGCUGAAGAUCACGUCAGAGUCAUGCUCCGUGGUGGCUGCGCUUAUUGCCGGCGUGGCCUUCGCCAGGGCCACCACUUUCCCCGGCGGUACUCAGGAGGAGACCGGAAAACCUUACUUGGAGCGCCACCUGGCUUUCAACUUGUUUGCAUUCACAUCCCUCCUGGCUCUCUCCUGCUCCAUCACCUCUCUUGUCAUGUUCCUCUCCAUCCUCACUUCCCGACAGCAACCUCGAGAUUUCCGCAAAGAUUUGCCUCUCAAACUUCUUUUGGGGUUGAGUUGCCUCUUCGUGUCCAUCGCUUCCGUCUUGGUUUCUUUCUCUUCCGCAUUCUUCUUCUUGCUCAGGGAACACCUCCAGCAGGUUGUUUUCCCCCUCUAUGCCGUCACUAUCUUGCCUAUUACUUUCUUUGGCGUUGCUCAGUUCCCCCUCUACAUCGAUCUUGUGAGAGCUAUUUUGUUCAAGAGUCCCCAGUCCAGCAAUAGAGAAUCUGAGAAGCUUAUUCUCUGA
Molecule: messenger RNA, 1152 nt
Organism: Prosopis cineraria
Lineage: Eukaryota; Viridiplantae; Streptophyta; Magnoliopsida; Fabales; Fabaceae
Exons: 5
Coding region: 1-1152 (383 amino acids)
Source: RefSeq, a predicted model, not a curated record